This is a messenger RNA of Penicillium concentricum, 1728 nucleotides long. Its product is annotated as putative MFS monosaccharide transporter. Gene Ontology annotation, molecular function: carbohydrate:proton symporter activity. The record is from RefSeq and is a predicted model, not a curated record. The transcript is spliced from 7 exons. NCBI's taxonomy places the organism in Eukaryota, Fungi, Ascomycota, Eurotiomycetes, Eurotiales, Aspergillaceae. Gene Ontology annotation, cellular component: membrane. The coding region runs from base 1 to 1728 and encodes 575 amino acids. Gene Ontology annotation, biological process: carbohydrate transport; transmembrane transport.
AUGACACCCAGAAAUGAAGCACACGCCCAGAUUCACGGCUUAGUCGGAAAGCCAUUACUUUACUUCACAAGUGUGUUUGUAUCACUGGGUGUCUUUCUUUUUGGCUAUGACCAGGGUGUAAUGUCUGGCAUCAUAACUGGCUGGUACUUCAAAGAUUACUUCAACCAGCCUUCUCGGGCUACAAUUGGUACAGUGGUUGCAGUUCUCGAAAUUGGAGCAUUCAUAUCCUCGCUCCUUGUGGGGCGUGUCGGUGAUGUGAUCGGUCGUCGAAGGACUAUACUCUAUGGCUCCAUUGUGUUUUUCAUUGGCGGUGCUUUUCAAGCAUUUGCCACAGGUAUUCCCAUGAUGAUGGUCGGUCGUGUCAUUGCUGGACUAGGCGUUGGCGCCCUCUCUACCAUUGUGCCAGUUUACCAGUCUGAAAUCUCGCCUCCCCACAACCGUGGGAAGCUCGCAUGCAUCGAAUUUACCGGCAAUAUUGCUGGAUAUGCGACUAGUGUGUGGGUAGACUAUUUCUGUAGCUUUAUCGAUAGCGACUACUCCUGGCGCCUCCCGCUCCUUUUCCAGUGUGUCAUGGGUGCAUUGCUUGGGGCUGGCAGUCUAAUGAUCUGUGAAUCACCUAGGUGGCUUCUUGAUAAUGACCACGACGAGGAGGGUAUGGUGGUGAUCGCAAACCUGUAUGGUGAAGGCGAUCUCCUCAAUGACAAGGCCCGGCAAGAAUAUCGUGAGAUCAAGAUGAACGUCCUCGUCCAGCGACAAGAGGGCGAGCGAUCCUACUCCGACAUGUUCCGCCGGUAUCGCAAACGGGUGUUGAUUGCCAUGUCGGCUCAAGCCCUAGCUCAACUCAACGGGAUUAACGUAAUCUCAUACUAUGCUCCUCUCGUUUUUGAACAGGCCGGCUGGGUUGGACGGGAUGCCAUCCUUAUGACCGGAAUCAAUGGCAUUUCAUACUUGCUAUCUACCAUACCACCGUGGUAUCUCGUGGAUGGCUGGGGUCGGCGACCGAUCCUACUUUCGGGUGCUGUUGCCAUGCUCAUUUCGCUUUCUCUUAUCUCCUACUUUAUUUAUAUUGAGAUUCCUGCCACCCCAACCCUGACAGUGAUCUUUGUUAUGCUCUAUAACGCAGCUUUCGGGGCAUCUUGGGGCCCCAUUCCAUGGUUAUACCCCCCGGAGAUCUUGCCUUUGAGUAUUCGCGCCAAAGGUGCAAGCUUGAGUACCGCUUCAAAUUGGGCAUUCAAUUGGCUCGUGGGUGAAGUGACCCCUGUUCUCCAGGAAGUUAUCAAGUGGCGGUUAUAUCUGGUUCAUGCAUUCUUUUGUGCAUGCAGUUUUGUGCUUGUUUAUUUUUUGUUCCCCGAAACGAGUGGGGUUCGCCUCGAAGAUAUGAACAUUCUUUUUGGCGAUGCUUCCACCGCCAUGCCGACACCGGCCACCCAAGGCGAACGCGGGUCGCUAAUGGGUGCUGGUUCACCCGUCCCAUCGCUUGAUCUGCGUCGGCAGUAUGGUCAAUUUGGGGCAGAAAGUUCCAUCCCCGGCCUAGAUAUUGAUCCUCCGACUUCAAGCCAUGAAGGAACCAGCAAACGCGGACGCUCAGAUUCCCACCAGGGUAGUGCUCGCGGCGAAGGAAUUGGUGGCUGGAUCUCAAGCAUGGUCAGUCGAAACCGAGGAGCGGCCCCCAACGCUACCAGCAGUCAAUAUAGACGUUUGGAGCAAGGAGAAGGAGACGAGCAAUGA